Molecule: messenger RNA, 3171 nt
Organism: Akanthomyces muscarius
Lineage: Eukaryota; Fungi; Ascomycota; Sordariomycetes; Hypocreales; Cordycipitaceae
Exons: 4
Coding region: 1-3171 (1056 amino acids)
Molecular function (GO): oxidoreductase activity; molybdenum ion binding
Source: RefSeq, a predicted model, not a curated record
AUGACUGCCCACAAGUCUUGGACGGUCCACGUUCAAAACCACCCCGGAUCGACCAAAGAGGAGAUUGCCAACGAACCUAACUGGGGUGCCGGGCACCAACACCGUGUCGGUUUCCGCAACAAGGGGAAUCGAGUCCCGGGACUUGCGCACGAUGGGGAUUACUCCGAAGAAGUUAGAAACGCACGCGUGCUGAGAAAAGAGCUGCGGGACGAGGAAACCUGUGGUCAGUUAGUCAAUUUUCGUGAUAUAAUUGAGCACGAGCCGGAUUUGCAUCUCCGGUAUCCCGAGAACAGGUCGUUGGGCUGGCGAUAUGUCAUCGACACCACCGAGGAUUGGGUAAAAAACAAGCAGAAAUGGCCGGCGAACAUUGAACGCGAGAAGAAGCAAGAGAGGGAAAGGGUAGAAAAGGAAUCGAAGCAAGAACACGAAUGGCGCCGCGAUUCAGACAACGUCAAGCACCACGACGCGUACGCCACAGGGGAGGUGGAAGAAAAGGAGGUUAAUGACGAAAAAAGGGCAAACGGCGAGCGAAAUGGGGACGCCGAGAAAGAAUCUGAAGUACAACGUUUAGAGCGGCUGUACUCUCCCCAAGAACUUACACUCUUGCGUGGUCUCCAGCAUGAAAGAAAGUACAUGUCAAAUCUGAAAGAAAACGACGGCAAGGGCACAUCGCCCCAGCGCCACAAUCGAACGCAAAUCUCGAUAGACGAGCAGGAUCAGUUCAGCCCGGACAACUGGAUCCCUCGAUCUGCGCAUCUCACGCGCAUCACCGGAAAGCACCCUCUGAAUGCCGAACCAAAGCUCGACGACCUAUACGCCGGCGGGCUCAUCACACCAAACGAACUUCACUAUGUCCGCAAUCACGGCGCUGUGCCGCGACUCCUCUGGGAGUCUCACGAGUUGGAGGUCGAGUACAGCGGCCAAAAACACACCUUUACCAUGCCGCAUCUAGAGAGCUUCGAGGCCGUCAAUAUCCCCGUCGCGCUUGCGUGCGACGGCAAUCGCCGCAAGGAGCUCAACAUGAUCAAGCGGAGCAAAGGCUUCGGCUGGGGGCCCGGCGCCAUCAGCUGCGCCUACUGGAAGGGGCCCCUGCUGCGGGACGUCCUGCUCGACGCCCGCGUCCCGGAGGUGCUGCCGGGCAUGAGGACCAAGCGAUACUGGGUCAACUUUGAGGGCGCCGACGAGCUGAGCGACGGUGCGUACGCGACGUGCCUCCCGUUUGAGUAUGUCAUGGAUCCGCACAACGACGUACUCCUCGCCCACAAGAUGAACGACCUCCCGCUGCCGCCGGACCACGGGUACCCGGUGCGUCUGAUUGUGCCGGGCUACGUCGGCGGCAGGAACGUCAAGUGGCUGCGGCGGAUCUGGAUCAGCGAGGAAGAAAACGACUCGCACUACCACAUCUGGGACAACCGCGUCCUGCCGGCCUUUGUCACGGAGAUGGACGGUCCCUUUGCCGACACGCUGUUCCGCCACCCCGACACGGCCUGCAACGAGCAGAACCUCAACUCUGUCAUCGUCAAGCCCGCCCAGGGCGAGACCAUGUCGCUGGCCAAAAUGUCCCGCGGUGGGAGCUAUCGCGUGCAGGGGUUUGCCUACGACGGGGGCGGCCACCAGGUACAGCGCGUCGAGGUUUCGCUCGACGACGGCAGGACUUGGCUCUACUGCAUCCGGACGUUCCCCGAGGCGCCAAUUCGCCAUGGCAACAAGUACUGGGCGUGGAUUCACUGGCACGUCGACAUCAAGCUGCAGCAUCUCCUGAGGGCAAGCAGCAUCACGGUGCGGUGCUUCAACGUGUUUAAGAAUACGCAGCCCAAAGACUACAACUGGAACAUCAUGGGCAUGAUGAACAAUGCUUGGUAUUCUGUCAGGCCAGAGGUUGCGCAGGACGAAAAGUCGGGAGAGGCGCAGAUCUUGUUCCGCCAUCCUGUUGAGCCGGGUCAGGGCACGGGGGGCUGGAUGAAGCCGAGCGUGGAGAAUCAGAUUGCAGAGGCGAAGCAGGAGGCAGGGGCGCCGACAAAGGAAUUUACCAGAGAAGAGAUUGAGAAACACGCUACGCAGGACGAUUGCUGGAUUGUGGUGGACGGUAAAGUAUAUGAUGCGACGAGCGUGCUGGAGUGGCAUCCGGGCGGAGCGGCUGCGAUCCUGUCUCAUGCUGGUGCCGUGCAUCAGGAGACGACGGACGAGUUUGGCUCCAUUCACGACGACUACGCAUAUGAGAAGCUCAAGGAGUGCGCAUUGGGUGUCCUCACGGAAAAGGCUGCCAAUUACGUCAAGAAGAAUACCGAGGCGGCGGCCAAGGACAAGGCCGAGACGUCACAGGCCAAGGACAAAGUCGCGCUGCAGAGCCACCGAUGGAUCCCUGUGACGCUGGCCGAGCGCAAGGAUAUAUCCAAAGACUCGAGGACCUACACCUUUCAGCUGCCCAAGGGCCAGCCCAUGCUGGGCCUGGGCACCUGCCAGCACAUUCUGCUAGGAUGCCACUUCAAAGACCGCAUGCUGAUACGCAGCUACACGCCCACCCGACCACUAUGCCCGCCUAGCGACGACGGCAGGCGUCUCACCAACGCCGCGGGCAAGGCACUCGAAGACGGCAGCGGCACCUUUGACCUCACCGUCAAGACGUACUUGCCCGACAAGCGGCAGCCCGGCGGCGCCAUGUCCACCAUUCUCGACUGCAUCCCGCUCGGCGAGGAGGUCGAGGUCCGGGGGCCGACCGGCGACAUCAUCUACCACGCCGGCGGCGUCUUCACCAUCGAGGGCCAGCGGCGCACUUUUAAGCGCGUGUCGCUCGUGCUCGGCGGGUCGGGCAUCACGCCCGGCUACGCGCUCAUCGCGCGCAUCGCCAUGGCGGCCGACGACAAGACGGAGAUUCGCGUCAUUGACGCGAACAAGACGGAAAAGGACAUACUGAUGCGCGGCGAGCUGGACGAGUUUGAGAACAAGCUACAGGGGCAGCUGAAGAUGGCGCAUGUGCUGAGCCAUGCCGGUGAGGAGUGGGAUGGGCUGAGGGGCCAUGUGGACGAGGAGAUGAUCAGGGAGACUCUGUUUCCGCCCGAGGAGGACUCCGUGGUUUUCUUGUGUGGGCCGCCGGCGAUGAUUCAAAAGGCAGCUCUGCCGGCGCUGAAAUCGUGGGGUUAUGUCGAGGAUGACAACAUGUUUGGAUUUUAA